Necator americanus (New World hookworm) is the source of this 234-nucleotide messenger RNA. RefSeq lists its product as uncharacterized. Lineage: Eukaryota; Metazoa; Nematoda; Chromadorea; Rhabditida; Ancylostomatidae. The coding region runs from base 1 to 234 and encodes 77 amino acids. The transcript has a single exon. The record is from RefSeq and is a predicted model, not a curated record.
AUGUCUGGGAAGAAGUUCGAGAAGAAAACGAGGAGGGAUGUUAAGGUGGACUUCCCCGCAACAUCCGCUCGUCGAUUUCGCAACGCAUACCUGGCAGCUGUGUUUGUUGUGUACGAAACGUCUUUGUUGAGAAAACGCGACUUCGCGCUAGGCGUCAAACCAGCCUUCGACCCCGUCGAGCUCAAGUGCUUGACUGGCGAAGCAACGCUACCGGAACAGCUAGUGUUCUCGUAA